GUCUAUUUUGUGUAGAAAAUUUAGUUCACCCUACCCUUAUUUCCUCCUCAUUUUUUUUCUUGGUUUCCAGCGACUCCGAGAAUGUUCGAGAAAGCAAACAGAUGCUCUAAAAUGGAGGUUCCUUCCAUAGCAAUUGAUGAUUGUAAUGAUCUCUCUUCGUCACAUUCAAUCAGGUGAGAUGUCGGCUUACAAAAACCUUGUUGCUGGGAAGUUGGGAUUAAAGGGAAAAGCUUUAGAUGUGAAAUCUAGCGGGAUAAAAAAGAAAAAGAAGCACAAGCAUCAGUAUGAUCUAGUGAAUCAAGUGACAGGUGGAAACAACACGUUGACAACAAACCAACUUGAGGAUGAUAUAGACGAUUUUAAUCUCAAUAUCUUGAAGAGAGAACAAGCAGCCAAGAAUGAGGAUCAUCUGACACCAGCAGAGAGAAGAUACCUCGAGCAGUGGGAGAAACUUAACAUCAAACGACUGGCAAAAGAAGCCACGAAGUCCCACCGCGAUAGAAUUCAAGAAUUUAAUCGAUUCCUAGCUAAUCUUACCGAGCAUUAUGACAUUCCUAAAGUUGGUCCUGGCUAAGAUGAACCAGUCUUUGGAAACUCCAUUUUUCCCUGUCGUUUUGUGCAUGCUAUGGAUUGUUUUGAGUCUUGAAUUCAAGUCAAGUUGCCUUAAGCUGUAAACUGCUGCUUGUUUCUUGGGCUCGAUGCCUUGUUAAUUUCGAUAUCUCUUGCUUCUCUGAGAA
Solanum dulcamara is the source of this 737-nucleotide messenger RNA. RefSeq lists its product as uncharacterized. The coding region runs from base 137 to 574 and encodes 145 amino acids. The transcript is spliced from 3 exons. The record is from RefSeq and is a predicted model, not a curated record. NCBI's taxonomy places the organism in Eukaryota, Viridiplantae, Streptophyta, Magnoliopsida, Solanales, Solanaceae. Gene Ontology annotation, cellular component: nucleolus.